Mytilinidion resinicola is the source of this 567-nucleotide messenger RNA. RefSeq names its product translocator protein. The record is from RefSeq and is a predicted model, not a curated record. NCBI's taxonomy places the organism in Eukaryota, Fungi, Ascomycota, Dothideomycetes, Mytilinidiales, Mytilinidiaceae. The coding region runs from base 1 to 567 and encodes 188 amino acids. Gene Ontology annotation, cellular component: mitochondrial outer membrane. The transcript is spliced from 4 exons.
AUGACAUCCUACGUGCCGUCCCUGACGCUGCCGGCCUUCAUCUUCGAGCACCCAGCUGCGUCAAUCUUGCUGCCGGUAGCUCUGGGCACUGGCAUUGGCUUCUCGACCCGCCCGGACAAGAAGCAUCAUGAGCACCUCGCUCUGAAACAGCCGCCAUACGACCCUCCUCCGCAGGUGUUCGGCCCGGUAUGGACGGCGUUGUAUGCCACCAUGGGCUACACGGCCUACCGCGCGUGGAACGCUGGCAUCGCCUCGUUUGACCCUAACAAGUUGCUCCUCGCCAAGCAAGGAGCCACCCUCUACACAAUCCAACUCGGCUUGAAUCUACUAUGGAUGCCUCUGUUCUUCGGCCUCCGUCGCCCAAUUGAAGCCACCGUCGAUAUCGUUGCUCUCACGGGCGUUACUGGCUACCUGGCCUACGUCUGGGGCCAGGUCGACCCCGUGUGUGGCUGGCUGCUCGCGCCCUAUCUAGGAUGGCUUGGAUUUGCCACCUACCUCAGUGCUGGCUGUGGCUAUCUGAACAACUGGGAUUUCAAGGGCAUGUACAGCGAGCCGAAGACCGAGUAG